UAUAAUUGAAUGCCUCAAUUUAGGUGUUCCUCAAUCAUAACCCAGAUAUAUGGCGUCAAUUUUGAGGAGCUGGUCAUUGAAGAGCACGGAAAAUAUGCGGGUUUACAGCAAACAGAAGGGGAUUACGAGACCCUGGGCGAGCAGUACAGUCCGCCCCAAAUACACGGACAUAACAUUAAAUAUAGUAUCGGGGAUGUCGUGGACCUGAACUGCUCGACAACAGCCGUAUCGCCGCCACCACUACUCGAGUGGUUCAUUAAUGGCAGAGAAGCACUCAAAACUCAACUAAUCAUUUAUAGUAAACCUAAGGAACCGAACGCUAAUCUAAUGUUCAGUUCAUCUAUUUAUGACAACUUCGCCGACUUUGAAGCUCAUAGAAAAGGCUCUGUUUUGGGAUUACGCUUUCAAAUCACUAAAGAACACUAUCAGACCUCUGACGGCAAACUGAGGCUGAGAUGUAGUGCCACUCAUGCGACCAUUAUUGGCACCGACACCACAGAACUGGUCCUGUUUUCGGGCGGCAGACAGAGCUCAUCGUUAUUCGCCUCUUAUGCCACCGCCAAUGAUAUGCAACAGAUAUAA
Molecule: messenger RNA, 582 nt
Organism: Oppiella nova
Lineage: Eukaryota; Metazoa; Arthropoda; Arachnida; Sarcoptiformes; Oppiidae
Source: the annotation of a GenBank genome assembly